Molecule: messenger RNA, 2094 nt
Organism: Volvox carteri f. nagariensis
Lineage: Eukaryota; Viridiplantae; Chlorophyta; Chlorophyceae; Chlamydomonadales; Volvocaceae
Exons: 11
Coding region: 1-2094 (697 amino acids)
Source: RefSeq, a predicted model, not a curated record
AUGCACGGCCUAUCUCUUGGCUGUCGCUACAUCGCCUCUUUGGUUAUGGCCCUAGAAAACAUCGCGGGACGAGAGGCUAUAUCUCGGCUGCCCUUGGUGCUAGUGGUCAACGAAGACCAGCAAGAUGAGGUGGUACGACAGCUGUGGAAAUACCGUUUUUUCGGCAUCCCCCGAGAGAACGUCAUCGUGAUCGUCCAGCCCUUCCAUCCCGGCUACUCGUACGACAAAACCAAUCGUACAUGGGCUUAUGGUGACGCGUCGCACAGCUUGCCGUUGGGCAGCGGUUACGGAUUGAUGCAGCUUGUGUGGCGGGAGGAGGCGUUGGGCGUCAGCGAAGACGGCUGCCUGGUGGCACUGGGUGAAUCGACCUUCACGUGGUUGGAGAACAAGGGAGUCAACUGGAUGAUUAGCCGGCGCUCUCGAGAUCUAGGGCUUUUGGCGAAAGAAGGCGUCCUGGAUGUCAACGCCCUAGCUUACGCACUGCACUAUCACAAAGACCGGGCGCCGUACACUAAUAUAGUGAUGGAGGCCGCCCUUACCAACAGUUUGCUGCUCGCUCGAGUGCUAGACAGGAGCUUCGAUACCCUGAUUAUCCAUGACUCCAAGAAUUAUAUUGCACCUGAAGCUCCCUGCCCUCCGUGCCCCCCCCGUCGCCUGGACGCAGCAGCUGCCGGCAAUGACAGCAGCAGCAGCAGCCCCCCGCAUUCGUACCAAGCGGUGGAGCUAUGCAGUACAGAUCUUUCGACGCCGGCAAUGAGGGCCGUACUCGCGGAUUAUCAGGCGACUGGAAAGGUGCUGGCUGGGCUGGGGCGCUACGUUAUGCAUUUGCCCAGCAUCCAACAAGCCAUGCUCGCGGGACGGCUCUCCGUACUUCGGCCCAAGCUUUGUCUCGUGGACGACCUCCUCCAUAUCCGAAUGGAAUUCGCUGAUCUCACCUCGGCACCAAAUGCGCGCUCACUGCUGUUGCAGGCGCAGGACAACAAUAACUACUUUCGCCAGAUGGUACAGUCUUGUCGGGUGGACGGGUGCCGACGGAAGACUUCGGUGGCCUUGGCGUCGACGUCGUUGCUCGGGGCCGGGCCGGGGGCCGGAGCCGCCCGCCGCAGUGGAAUGGGUUUGGCGAGCGUGUUGUCCGUACCGGCAGACCCUAAGGCGCAAACCAUAUUGGUGUUUGUUGCGGCGAAUGAGGUUUCGAUGGCCGCAGUGGAAAUGGCAGCUGCCAUCGCUCAGCCGGCCCGAGACAGGGUUAUCAUAGCCACGGUCGUUUCGGUAGAUGCCCAACAGAGCAGACAGCGAGGCGAAGAUCUUCUGACCAAGCACGGCGACGAGUUUUGCAAACUCUCCCCAGCCAAGUACAUCUGCGAGAUUGUAGAACGAAAUGCCUUGAGCCUCAUAGACUGCAUGGUGGAUUACGCCAAACGCAACGCCACUGCGCUAGUCAUCUUGGGCUCCAACUCCAUUACCUCACAGGCUACUACCACGUCCUUCGCCACUAGCAGCCCCUACUCCACCUCCGCCACCUCCAGCACCGCCACACUCAUCCACAUUAUAGGCAGCGUCACAUUGGCGAUGCUGCGCCGGCUGCCCAUGCCGCUGUUGCUCGUGACGCGUCAAUCCGCGGCAGCGGCUGCCGCAGCUGCCGCCACGUCAUCAUCGUCGAAAGGCGGUCGGCGCCGAGAGCUUCACGUCAUGGCCGUACUGGAGGGCAACGCGGGUACCAUGAUAGAUUACCUAGCUGGUCGGUUGUGCAACCAACGGGCUGGAGAUCAGUUGUACUUCACGUACGUCAAGCCAACUGCCAACUUAACUCAACAACAGGUCGGCGGCAUAAAGGCGCUCCUGAGCAAGCACGCGCAUCAGGCGUCAGCAUAUGGCAUGCGACCUGCCAAGACGUGCAUACUCGAUGGGCCCGCGGACCGUGCCCUGGCGGCCGCUGUGAAGGAAAAUGCCAUCGACCUAAUGGCCCUGCCGGCUGCACCGCUGGCGAAACAAGUGCCGCCGUCGGUGGUCGCGACGCUGCGUGCCGCCAGUACGGCAGUGUUGUGGUACCGCGAUCCGGAGCCGCCCGAAGAUCUCGAGGAAGGGGAUGCCUAA